Messenger RNA from Aspergillus terreus NIH2624, 834 nucleotides. RefSeq names its product alpha/beta fold hydrolase. The coding region runs from base 1 to 834 and encodes 277 amino acids. NCBI's taxonomy places the organism in Eukaryota, Fungi, Ascomycota, Eurotiomycetes, Eurotiales, Aspergillaceae. The record is from RefSeq and is a predicted model, not a curated record. The transcript has a single exon.
AUGGAUCCCCUUCUAUCAGCCCAUGAAAUCGGCGAAGGACUUCCUGUUCUGAUCAUCCAUGGAUGGGAGAUGAAUGCCAGAGUCGAACAGCUGGACUUUGAGCCGAUCUUCAGCAAAACACCGGGACUUCAUCGAAUUUACGUGGACCUCCCAGGCAUGGGAACAACACCUGCCAACAACAUCCAGAAUCUGGACGAUAUCUUCGCUCGCCUGGUACAAUUCGUUGAUUCUCGGUUGGGCAAGUCAAGAUUCCUACUUGUCGGCACCUCAUGCGGCGGUUAUCUUGCCCGCGCGGUAGCUCAAAAAUAUAUCAACCAGGUCGACGGCUUACUAUUACGCGUACCCCUGAUCGAGCCAAACGACAGCAAGCGCGAUCUGGAUCCUUUCAAACCAGUGUUUGCAGACGAGCAAUUCAUGUCGGCCAUGUCAACAGAAGACCGAAACGCUCUGGGAAACAUUCUCGUCCAAACGCCGGCUUACGUCCAAGCUCUCAAAGCGAAAUACGAGAAGGCCAUUCUUCCAGCGAUGAAAACAGCCGACAACACAGCGUUGGAUGCGAUCCGAGCGGAUCAAAAUCGAUAUCAGCUGUCCUUUUCUGUGGACGAUGAACGUGGCAAGUUCUAUGCACCUACACUCAUUGUAUGUGGUCGACAAGACGAAACCGUGGGCUAUCGAGACAGCCUUCGCUUGCUAGAACUCUAUCCACGAUCAACCUAUGUUGUUCUCGAUCGCGGGACACAUGGCCUGCCUGUCGAUGAGACUGGUGUUUUUGAAGCUCUUGUGAGGGACUGGAUUACGCGGGUUCAUGAAUGGCGAGGGCGUACGGAUAGAUGA